UGCGUAUAUUGGGAAAAGUCAAGUAUCAAGGUCACGUUUUUGAGGUUAAGUUAGUGUUGCUAGCAUGGUGCAGUGAUGUUAAAAAUAUAAUAAACAGCUACAUAAUAAACAAAAUUAAGUGGUACCCUGUUUUCAACUCUGUGUGAAGUUUAAGUUUUGUUUAAAAUGACUCUUGAAGUUGGUGAAAAUUUCCCUAGAGGAGGAAAGAAGCAUUUACCAGCCAACAUAGAAGCUACUUAUAAAGUCAAAAAUUUAUUUGCUACUUCAAACGAACCUGCUAAAAGUAAAACCAAGAAAAUUAAUAAGAAGAAACCUAAAAGUAGCAAUGGAGCCAACAUAGAAGAUAGUAUUUCUGCAGCUGUAGUAGAUCAGCUUAGUUAUAAUAAACUUCAAGAGGGUAUGCUUGUACUAGGUUGUAUAAAGAAUGUAAGUGAUCUAAAAGUAAAGGUUGAAUUACCAGGAAGAAUAUAUGGUAUUUUACAUAUAAAUUCUGUUUCCGAUGAAUUUACUAAAUAUUUAGAAAAUGCUGUUUCUGAAAAUGCAACUGAUAAGGAAGUAGUGACACUAAGCACUAUUUUUAGAAUAGGGCAGUAUAUUCCCACAAAAAUUUUAAGUGUAAUACAAGAAGACCAAAAUACAAAUGUAUUACUGUCAACUAAACCAACAGCAAUAAAUUUUGAAUUAAGCCAUCGGGAUAUUAGGCAAGGACAGCUAUUGUGGACAGCUGUUUUAUCUGUGUCUGAUCAUGGAUAUCAACUAACCAAUGGAAACAAAAAUUGUAGAAUAUUCUUACCAUUUGAUAAGCUAGAAGAAAACAGGACAUUAGUUAUAGGUGAACCCCUUUGGUGUGUUGUUGAAAAAUGUGAUCAAACUUCAACAGUAUCUACAGUGACUGUCACUGCUAUGAAUCAAUCAAUUUUAUCAGCUAAAGAAGUCGAAAGUGCUAGUUUAGAUAGAAUUGUACCAGGAAUGGCAUUUAGUUUGAUAAUAAAUAAGCAUGUGAAAUACGGCAUUGAAGUAAUUUUCAAUGAUAUGUGUACUGGAUAUGUUAAUGAACAUUAUUUCAAAAAAUGCUUAGAAUCUAAAACUAAUUAUCAAAUUGGAAAGACUGUUCUUGGGAGAGUUCUUUAUAUUCAACCAACAACAAAAUUAACAUACUUUACAUUGAAGAGUUUAGAAGAUGCCUCAGAGCCCCAUUUUCCAAUUGGAAGUGUAACAUUAGCUCAGGUUCUUAGUAUUUCUGGUGGAAUCGUUCUUAAACUUAAUGAAAAUAGAAGGGGUUUUGUUUCCCUAAAAAGAGUUUUACCUUCGUUAUCUCAAAGCGCCAAUACAAACGUUACCGAAUACGUUAAGAAAAAGUAUCUCGUGGGGUCUAAACACAAAUGCCGAAUUUUGGAUUAUCAUCAUUUGGACAAUGUUUACUUUUGUACAGUCCAAUCAAAUCUUAUUAAAGAAAAAUGGUUUUCCAUUAAAGAUGCAAAAAUAGGUCAAAUUGUUACAUCAAAAAUUAUAGAAAUAAAAGAAUCAGGAAUUCUAGUAACCUUUGGUUGUCUUAAGGGUUUCAUAAAAAAUUUACAUAUAACUAAUUCACAGUACAGUGACUACAUCAAGAAAAAAUUUUCCAUUGGUCAAAAAAUACAGGCAAAGAUAUGGAAUGUUGAUGAACAUGAUAAUAUUUAUCUUACUCUCAAACAAGCCUUUCUAGAAUCAGACAAAGUUCUUAAAAGUAGUGAAGAUGCUGUUGUUGGCGAAUCUUAUCCGGGGCUUGUUGUUAAAACUUACAAGGCAGGAAUUUUAAUUGUAUUUUACGGGGAUGUGAGAGGGUUUCUUCCUCAGAAAUAUUUAGAUGGUUUAGUAGCAGAAGAAGCUUUUCAUGUUGGCCAAGUGGUGAAUGUUGUUAUAAGUCAGAUAAGAAAUGACCAAAUUACAUUAAGUUUAAAUGUAUUGAAUGAGGGUAAACAACAAGCGAGAAACAGUAAAAAAAGACAAAAAAAUGUAGAAAAUUGUGAAACAUCAUCUAAAGAAAGUAGGACAAUUAAAAAACAGAAAAACAAAGCAGAUAAGAAAUGUAUAGUACAAGGUGAUACUGAACACAUGGAUUAUAAAGGAAACAGUACAGUUUCAGAGAAAAAAAUAAUUGGAGAUUCAACAGAAAAAAGUAGUAAAAAGAAAAGUAAAGGUCAAACAGUUGUUCGUAAGUCUCAAGAGGUGGAAAAGAAGAUGAAAGAGAAAAAUGCAGACCUUUCGGACGACGAGGGAAAUGUAUCUGUUGAAGAAGAAUUCAGUUUGAAGGAGGGAUAUGAUAACAGUUGGUUAAGUGAAUCUUUUGAUUCUGAAAAUGAAGAUCGUAUUUUGAAAAUAAAGACAAACAAUUUAAGAAAAAAAUCAAUUUCAAAGCAAGCAAACUCGAAAAGCAAGAGAGUAGGAUUACAAUCUGGAAAAGAAGUAAAAAAUACAUUAUUAGACGACGACGAAGGAAUUAGUUCUUCAUCAGAAAAUGUAGUAACAACUGAAAACAAAUUAAAAAAGGAAAAUCAGAAAGAACUGAAAGAUGGAAACAAAGCUUUGAGGAAAUCUCAAAAACUAAAAGUGGUGGAUCGUGAAAAUAAAAAUUCGAAAAGGAAGUUGCAGGAUGAGACUGCGGAUAAUGGGAAAGCAAAGAAAAUGAAAAUGAAUUCGCAAAACGAAAAAAACCUCAAGGUUCUUCUGCCGGGUGUUCAUGAUUUCUUUUCAGAUACGAACGUAUUGAAUAAAGAGAAAAAUGGAUCUGAUAGUGAAUCAGAUGAGGAAAAAGGCGAAGAAGAAAGUAAAAAAAAGCGCCUCACACCUGCAGAACGUAAAGAAAUUGCAAGAAAACAAGAGGAGGAAAUACGGAGGAAAGAAAUGGAGCUUUUAGAGGCAUCUGAGAAUCCUCAGAGUGCAGAUCAAUUUGAUAGGUUGCUUAUUGCUAACCCAAACUCAUCGAAACUUUGGAUUCAGUAUAUGGCUUUCCAUAUAGGGAAUACCCAAAAUGAUAGAGCAAGAGCGGUAGCAAGAAAAGCGAUAGAAACAAUCGAUAUGAGAGAAUCCCAGGAAAAAUUAAACGUUUGGUUAGCUUUAUUGAAUUUAGAAAACAGAUUUGGGGACAAAGAAUCAUUCGAUAAAACGUUUGAAGAAGCUUCUCGGUGCAACGAUUCGUACGAAGUGUACAUAGAAACAAUAAAAAUGCUGGCUGACUCGCAACGUUAUGCGGAAAUGCAAGAAAAAAUAAGAAGGGUCAAAGGGAAGUUUAAGCAAGAUCCACGAAUGUGGAUAGACAUAGCAAAGAUUUAUUACACAAGCGGAAGGUUCAGUGAUGCAAGGAACCUGAAACAAGGGGCUCUGAGGUCUGUGGUUAAUAAAAAAGAACAUGUAGAUUUAAUUACCAAAUUUGCCAUUAUGGAGUUUAAUUAUGGAGAACCUGAACAAGGCGAAGCUUUAUUUGAAACUAUUAUUCAAUCUGUACCCCAAAGGGUUGACGUCUGGUGUACGUAUGUUGAUCAACUUGUCAAGCAAAAUAAAAUAGAUUUAGCAAGGAGAGUCUUGGAUAACUAA
Agrilus planipennis (emerald ash borer) is the source of this 3573-nucleotide messenger RNA. RefSeq names its product protein RRP5 homolog (gene Rrp5). The transcript is spliced from 15 exons. NCBI's taxonomy places the organism in Eukaryota, Metazoa, Arthropoda, Insecta, Coleoptera, Buprestidae. The coding region runs from base 166 to 3573 and encodes 1135 amino acids. The record is from RefSeq and is a predicted model, not a curated record. Gene Ontology annotation, cellular component: nucleolus; small-subunit processome. Gene Ontology annotation, molecular function: RNA binding; protein binding. Gene Ontology annotation, biological process: rRNA processing.